Mus musculus (house mouse) is the source of this 4970-nucleotide messenger RNA. RefSeq names its product ATP-binding cassette, sub-family B member 11 (gene Abcb11). The coding region runs from base 203 to 4168 and encodes 1321 amino acids. Gene Ontology annotation, biological process: bile acid metabolic process; xenobiotic metabolic process; protein ubiquitination. Gene Ontology annotation, cellular component: membrane; plasma membrane; endosome. The transcript is spliced from 29 exons. Gene Ontology annotation, molecular function: ABC-type transporter activity; bile acid transmembrane transporter activity; ABC-type bile acid transporter activity. The record is from RefSeq and is marked reviewed. NCBI's taxonomy places the organism in Eukaryota, Metazoa, Chordata, Mammalia, Rodentia, Muridae.
UUAUUACCAUGAAAACUGAACUUGGAAAGGGGUGUACAACCCUGACUUUCCACAGUGGCGUCUCUCGCUUCUCCUGGCUCCCUCAAAUUCACAUCUGUAGGGCCUUCUCUGCUUCAUCUAGACUCACCUUCCCCUGGGGCUCUACUUACGAAAGGCCACUGACACUACCUGAAAGGGUUGUUGAGUGAAGAUUGCAGACACCAUGUCUGACUCAGUGAUUCUUCGCAGUGUGAAGAAAUUUGGAGAGGAGAAUCAUGCUUUCGAAUCAGAUGGUUUCCAUAACAAUGAUAAGAAAUCAAGGUUACAAGAUAAGAAGAAAGGGGAAGGCGCUCGAGUUGGCUUCUUUGAACUGUUUCGAUUUUCUUCAUCAAAAGACAACUGGCUGAUGUUUAUGGGAAGUGUGUGCGCAUUGCUCCAUGGAAUGGCCCAGCCAGGCAUGAUUAUUGUGUUUGGUAUACUGACAGAUAUUUUUGUUGAAUAUGACAUUGAAAGACAAGAACUCAGUAUUCCAGAAAAAGUGUGUAUGAAUAACACCAUUGUAUGGAUCAACAGCUCCUUCAACCAGAACAUGACAAACGGAACAAGCUGUGGGUUGGUGGACAUUAACAGCGAAGUCAUCAAAUUUUCUGGCAUCUACGCAGGAGUUGGUGUGGCUGUCCUUAUCCUAGGAUACUUUCAAAUAAGGUUGUGGGUAAUCACUGGGGCUCGUCAGAUAAGGAAAAUGAGGAAAUUUUACUUUCGGAGAAUAAUGAGAAUGGAAAUCGGAUGGUUUGACUGCACUUCUGUGGGAGAGCUCAAUUCAAGAUUCUCUGAUGAUAUUAAUAAAAUUGAUGAAGCCAUUGCCGACCAGAUGGCCCUUUUCCUUCAGCGCCUGUCGACAGCUUUGUCUGGGCUCCUUUUAGGGUUCUACAGGGGUUGGAAAUUAACCUUGGUGAUUCUCGCUGUCAGUCCUCUCAUUGGGAUUGGGGCAGCCGUCAUAGGUCUGAGUGUGGCCAAGUUCACGGAGCUUGAGUUGAAGGCUUAUGCUAAAGCUGGGUCUAUUGCCGAUGAAGUCCUCUCAUCUAUUCGAACAGUGGCUGCUUUUGGUGGUGAGAAUAAGGAGGUGGAAAGGUAUGAGAAAAAUCUUAUGUUUGCUCAGCGCUGGGGAAUUUGGAAAGGAAUGGUGAUGGGCUUCUUCACUGGGUACAUGUGGUGUCUCAUUUUCUUCUGUUAUGCACUGGCCUUCUGGUACGGCUCCAGACUUGUCCUGGAUGAAGGCGAGUACACACCAGGGACACUGAUCCAGAUUUUCCUCUGUGUCAUAAUAGCAGCUAUGAAUAUUGGCAAUGCAUCUUCUUGUUUGGAAAUCUUCUCCACUGGGUGUUCAGCAGCUUCCAGUAUUUUCCAAACAAUAGACAGGCAACCCGUCAUGGACUGCAUGUCAGGAGAUGGUUACAAGCUAGAUCGAAUCAAGGGCGAAAUUGAGUUCCACAAUGUGACCUUCCAUUAUCCUUCUCGACCAGAGGUGAAGAUUUUAAAUAACCUCAGCAUGGUCAUUAAGCCAGGGGAAACGACGGCGUUCGUGGGAUCCAGUGGGGCAGGGAAGAGCACAGCACUACAGCUCAUUCAGAGAUUCUAUGACCCCUGCGAAGGCAUGGUGACUCUGGAUGGCCAUGACAUUCGUUCUCUUAACAUCCGGUGGCUGAGAGAUCAAAUUGGGAUCGUGGAACAGGAGCCAGUUCUGUUCUCCACCACUAUCGCAGAAAACAUCCGCCUUGGUAGAGAAGAGGCGACAAUGGAAGACAUAGUCCAAGCUGCCAAGGAUGCUAAUGCAUACAACUUCAUUAUGGCCCUGCCACAGCAAUUUGACACCCUAGUUGGAGAAGGAGGAGGCCAGAUGAGUGGUGGGCAGAAGCAAAGGGUAGCCAUCGCCCGCGCCCUCAUACGGAAACCCAAGAUCCUGCUUCUGGACAUGGCUACCUCAGCACUGGACAAUGAGAGUGAGGCCAAAGUACAGGGAGCACUGAAUAAGAUCCAACAUGGACACACAAUCAUCUCAGUUGCCCAUCGCCUAUCAACAGUCAGAUCUGCAGAUGUGAUCAUUGGCUUUGAGCAUGGAACAGCUGUGGAAAGAGGCACCCAUGAAGAACUGUUAGAAAGAAAAGGUGUCUACUUCAUGCUUGUGACCCUGCAAAGCCAAGAAGAUAAUACUCACAAAGAAACAGGCAUAAAGGGAAAAGAUACAACCGAAGGGGACACACCUGAGAGGACCUUUUCCAGAGGCAGCUAUCAGGACAGUUUAAGAGCUUCCAUCCGUCAACGAUCUAAGUCUCAGCUGUCUCAUCUGUCACAUGAACCUCCACUGGCUAUAGGUGAUCACAAGUCCUCUUACGAAGACAGAAAGGACAAUGAUGUGCUUGUGGAAGAAGUUGAACCUGCCCCAGUUAGGAGGAUUCUAAAAUACAACAUCUCAGAAUGGCCCUACAUACUGGUAGGGGCUUUGUGUGCAGCCAUUAAUGGGGCAGUCACACCCAUCUACUCCCUUUUAUUCAGCCAGAUCCUUAAGACUUUUUCACUCGUUGAUAAAGAACAACAAAGGUCAGAGAUUUACAGCAUGUGCCUGUUUUUUGUCAUCCUGGGCUGUGUAUCACUUUUCACACAAUUUCUGCAGGGUUACAAUUUUGCCAAAUCUGGAGAGCUCCUCACAAAAAGGCUGCGUAAAUUUGGUUUCAAGGCAAUGUUAAGACAAGAUAUUGGCUGGUUCGAUGACCUCAAAAAUAAUCCUGGAGUACUAACAACUAGGCUUGCUACAGAUGCUUCCCAAGUUCAAGGGGCUACUGGCUCUCAAGUUGGGAUGAUGGUCAAUUCCUUCACUAACAUCUUUGUGGCCGUGCUCAUCGCCUUCCUCUUUAACUGGAAGCUCAGUCUGGUUAUAUCAGUCUUCUUCCCCUUUUUGGCUUUAUCGGGAGCUGUACAGACAAAAAUGCUGACAGGAUUCGCUUCUCAAGACAAGGAAAUUCUGGAGAAGGCUGGCCAGAUCACCAACGAAGCCCUUAGCAAUAUCCGCACCGUGGCUGGAAUUGGAGUGGAGGGAAGAUUUAUUAAAGCAUUUGAGGUUGAGCUGGAGAAGUCAUACAAGACUGCCAUUAGAAAGGCAAAUGUCUAUGGCCUCUGCUAUGCCUUUUCCCAGGGGAUAUCAUUUCUUGCCAAUUCUGCAGCCUAUAGAUAUGGAGGUUACUUAAUAGUCUACGAAGAUCUGAACUUCAGCUAUGUUUUCAGGGUGGUCUCUUCCAUUGCAAUGAGCGCAACGGCUGUUGGAAGAACAUUCUCUUACACACCGAGCUAUGCCAAAGCUAAAAUAUCAGCUGCACGCUUUUUUCAACUGCUAGACAGAAAACCUCCAAUUGAUGUGUACAGUGGAGCAGGUGAAAAAUGGGACAACUUCCAAGGGAAGAUUGAUUUUAUCGACUGUAAAUUUACAUAUCCUUCUCGACCUGAUAUACAAGUUCUGAAUGGACUGUCGGUAUCUGUGGAUCCUGGGCAGACGCUGGCAUUCGUUGGGAGCAGUGGGUGUGGUAAAAGCACCAGCAUCCAGCUGUUGGAACGGUUCUACGAUCCCGAUCAGGGAACGGUGAUGAUAGAUGGUCACGACAGCAAAAAAGUCAAUGUUCAGUUCCUCCGUUCAAACAUUGGGAUUGUCUCCCAGGAGCCCGUGUUAUUUGACUGUAGCAUAAUGGACAACAUCAAGUAUGGGGACAACACCAAAGAGAUCUCCGUGGAGAGAGCUAUAGCUGCCGCAAAGCAGGCUCAGCUGCAUGACUUCGUCAUGUCACUCCCAGAGAAAUAUGAAACUAAUGUUGGGAUCCAGGGCUCUCAACUCUCUCGCGGGGAGAAACAACGCAUUGCUAUUGCUCGGGCCAUUGUACGAGAUCCUAAAAUCUUGCUACUGGAUGAAGCUACAUCUGCCUUAGACACAGAAAGUGAAAAGACAGUGCAGCUUGCUCUGGACAAAGCCAGAGAGGGUCGGACCUGUAUUGUCAUUGCUCAUCGCUUGUCUACUAUCCAGAACUCAGAUAUCAUCGCCGUCAUGUCACAAGGAGUGGUGAUUGAAAAGGGGACCCAUAAGAAACUGAUGGACCAGAAGGGGGCCUACUACAAGCUGGUCAUCACUGGAGCCCCCAUCAGUUGACCCUGACUGGAGACCUUUACAUACAGAUAAUGAUGUGCCAAGCACAGGAGGGCUGCGGGUUGUCAUAGCUCUACAGAGAAUUAUUAAUGCUUUACAGACAGAAGUAUCCACUGGCAUCCAAACUAAUCUUGAGUGGCUUUCAGUAAUAAUUUCAGUUUGAAAUGUCUAUGUAGGAAGGAGAGAACCCAGAGUCACUGUGAGUUCAAGUCCAAGGGCAAGCAGCUGCUUAUCUAUCACUCAGUGCUGCUCUCGGUAGGAGCUGGUCCCUGUCUCCAUCAAGGACUUGGUGACAGAGAGCAUGGAGUCCUCCUUAGGGCAGAGGGUUGUCUUUUGCAUUUGGGAAAGCUCCUUGUACAGAGUCUGCUCUGUAAUCUGGACUCAACUGUUUGAGCCAGCUCAAGGUCAAGAGCUAAGAACUUAAGGCUACUGGUAGUUUUUAAUUUAAAAAGUUUGCUUGUUUUCUAUAGGGAAGCAAAUGUCUUUACCUCUGACACCCGUGAGUAGGGAGAGGAACACGUUUCCAUUCUGGAAUCUCCCAGGCUCAGGGAGGCCAAAGGUGAGCUAAGGAGAAGUAGAGGUUGACAGUCAGGGGUACUGAUUUGCUCAGGGUGCUAUUGUCACGAUACACUACAGUGGAUCUGCCAGUGUGGAGCAGGGACUCUUUACCAGGGCUUCUACUUUUCAUUCCCUGCCACCAUGUCACCUGAUGUCCCUUACUCCUAGGAAAUCUAUGCAAGCAAUGGAAAUGCAUCGGAAUCUUAAGUUGUUACAUUAAAAUCUAGUAAAACAUAGUAGAAAAACA